GUUUAUCUGUCUAGUGUCUGUGUCAAGAUCCUUGGUGUUGAGGCUGCCAUAAUUUUGCAGCAAUUUUUGCAGGCAGUCGUGUUACUUAUUGAAAGUUGCAGUUUGUCGCUAAUUGCAUACGUUGACUGACAUUUUUUCACCGCCUCUACGACUGGAAUCAUGCAGGAAGAUAAGGAGGAAAAGCAGGAAAUUCUCAGAACCAUUCCUGCGAAUCUAAAACAACUGCGAGCGUGCAUGGCGUGUUCAUUGAUCAAAUCCGCUGACCAGUUUGAAAAGGAUGGUUGCGAUAAUUGCGAUGAUUUUCUCCACAUGAAAGGAAACAGGGACACAGUCUACGACUGCACAAGCACCAACUUUGAUGGUAUGAUCGCUGCAAUGAGCAACGAGGACAGUUGGGUCUGCAGAUGGCAAAGAAUAAAUCACUUCGUCAAAGGAAUGUACGCAAUUUCCGUAGCCGGCAGGCUGCCUUCGGGAGUUUUGCGAGACAUGAAGAGAAGAGGCAUUCCCUACAGAAACAGAGACACACGUCAAAUGUUUAGUUCUACGUGAAGUGUGUUCAUUUUCUACUUUCUUAGCGUAUGAAAUCAUCAUUCAAAAAUGUAUGUGUAAAGACGUAAGAUAAUUGUUUAUAUUAUCUACUAAUUAUCAGAAGGGUAUUAUAUCUUGAGCAAGACAUAAAUUUUUGUUAACAAAUAAAUAAUAAAAUAAAAUAAACUAGAGUUAUAAGAAGUGCAUAAAAAUCACAAA
Messenger RNA from Neocloeon triangulifer, 747 nucleotides. RefSeq names its product transcription elongation factor SPT4-A (gene spt4). The coding region runs from base 160 to 549 and encodes 129 amino acids. The transcript has 4 exons. Gene Ontology annotation, cellular component: nucleus; DSIF complex. NCBI's taxonomy places the organism in Eukaryota, Metazoa, Arthropoda, Insecta, Ephemeroptera, Baetidae. Gene Ontology annotation, biological process: chromatin organization; mRNA processing; positive regulation of DNA-templated transcription, elongation. The record is from RefSeq and is a predicted model, not a curated record. Gene Ontology annotation, molecular function: zinc ion binding; RNA polymerase II complex binding.